Molecule: messenger RNA, 807 nt
Organism: Saccoglossus kowalevskii
Lineage: Eukaryota; Metazoa; Hemichordata; Enteropneusta; Harrimaniidae
Product: thyroid peroxidase-like protein
Biological process (GO): response to oxidative stress
Molecular function (GO): peroxidase activity; heme binding
Source: RefSeq, marked provisional
GUAAUCAGCCGUGACGUCACACAGUUGCAUUUCAACACGUGGUAUCAAGCUACAACCACACAUCGUGUACCUUCCAAAUCACCAGAUUAAUAUGUGCCAUCACGUGACUGUCAAUGCUUUACCUACAGCUUGAGGUUGCGUCACUUUAAAAAAAUAAAUCUUUUCUCUUUUUAUGCGACUGUCAACAGUGACUCGUUUUUUUAAAUUUCCAGCGUUUUCAAGAUGCUUUUUAAGUUGUUUUUAACGAAAUGAUGAUAUCGCAAUAUAUUUUUAACGAAUACAAUAAUUUUUAUACUAAUGCGUAUUUUCCCAUAAUUCACGACGUCAAAAUACAAAUUAAACGAUAUGCAUUAUUGGAACCAAUAAGGCAAAAACUAAUCUCCAGUCAUUCUUCUCUUAAGGCAACGUGAGAUUUUUCAAGAACAUUAAAUGUACAAGAAACAAUUGGUCUUAAACUCAAACGGCGGCUGUGAUCUCGUUUACAGCGAGAGAGCCACGAGACUUAUUCCCCCGCUAACUUCCGUCAUUGGUCCACGUUCUCAUUACCUAUACAGCGAUGGUAUUUGGAACAGUAGGCGCGAUGACGAGAAAAAUACAACACGUGACUCGCUCCCAACGAGAUCUCGACGAUUUUGUCAAUGGUUUUUAAAUAUUUGAAUGAUUUUUUAAAUAAGUUAAAGUAUAAUAAAUAAUACCAACAUGUAAUCCUAUACAUAGGUAAUUUUUAAAUAGUUUUGUACGUUUAUGUUUUAUACUUCAAUCUCGUGAUUUAUUUUAAAUCGGAAAUAAACGUUGUCUAUUUUGUUA